UCGGGUUCGAGAUUCCAGUCAUGUGACAGACGGCUGAUCUAGGAAGAGGAGAAACCGAUAAUACUGUACUACGGCUAUGACUUUAAUUAAAUUUAAGUUAAUUUGAAUGGAUAAAUCAGCUGAGGAUCCCGUUCAUAUUGAUGUAUGUGUGAGAAACCCUUUCACCCACAACACAUGGGAAAAAGGAAGGUUUACCAGUUAUGAAAUUGCUAUUCAGACAACAGUGAAAUCCUUUUGUCUGCAGUGUUCAAUAACCAGGAGGCGCUUUAAAGAGUUUGAAUGGCUACACAAAUGUUUAAAGCAUCACCACCCACUUGAGAAUCCUCCAGCGCUUCCUCCCAAAAAGUUUUUUGGUGAACGUUUUGAUCCAUCUUUCAUUGCUUUUCGAAUGAAAGGUCUCGAGGAAUACUUAAAACAGUUGUUACAACAAGACCUGUACCUGUCAGAUGAGGCUUUACACCUGUUCCUUCAAAGUAAUCUAAGUACAGCAGAAAUCGACAAGUUCCUGAGUGGGAAGAUACCCUCUGAAGCCAUCGAACAACUCUGGAAGUGCAAGGGAGACAAAUCUAAGUGCCCGUGUUUUGGUGGUAGCAAUCAUUCCUGUCAGAGAGAGGAUGAGGAAAUUCCCUACAUGAACGACGACAACGACUCCCUCAGUGAGAGCGAGUCUAAAUCAAACGAGAGUGACAUUGAGGCCUCGAUGUCAGAGACCGAAUACCCUUGUGUGACCUUGGUAUUACCCAAUUCAAGGAUCUCCCCUAUGGAUAAACUUCGCAAUAAGACACCCCUGCAGUUUUCUAAUACAAACAACACGGAGAACUCGGAUGAUCUGAGUUCUAUGAACAUGGUGCAGAUAGACUCGGUUGACUCGUCUCACAGCAUUAAUGGAGAAACUCAAUGAUAACCAAUAGAUUUAAAUCUCACAAACAUUUCUUUACUGUCUUUGAUUUAAAACUGUUUCAUCUUUUUAGCAUUAAAAUGAUGGAACAAUGUUACACAGUUAUAAGCAUCAGAUAUUAGUUUUAUUCAAAAUUCACAUUUAAUUGUUAACCUUCCCUAUUUAUGUUUAAUUUUUUGAAGUUGUAAUUUCCAUUAGAGUUUUCAAGACUUCUAAAUGUGUACAGUAUUUUCAAACACACGUUUUGGUGAUGUAUUCUAAUAUUACAACAAAGUUUCAUUUAACCUCAAAAUGUAGACAUUUUUUUUUUUAUGAAAGAAAGGUUGUUAUGCUAUAAAAAAUUUCUCAGCUAGAACAUACACUGUAUAUUUAUACAUUAUUGGCUUUGAAUUUAUUAUACUACAGAAUGAUAUUUUGUUUUCCAAAUUUAGAUUGUGCCAAAAGAUAUUGAUCAUACCGGUAAUUAUUAUCAGAUGAAAUGUUAUUGAAUAUCUAAAAAUCAUGUUUAUCUUUUUUGAUGGUUUAGAAUUAAUACAUUAUUUAUUUAAAGCAAUGCAAUUUUUGACAAAUUCCACAUUCUAGCUGCUCAUACCAUGUGACAUUUUUUUAAAGUUAUGUAGAUAAUACAUUUUAUUUUACUAUACUUUCAUGUUAAAUACUGAAAUCUGAUUGCUUUAUAUGCAGUUGAUAAUCUGUUCUAUUACCCUCAGCGUUAGCAACACACUUGGCAACGAAUUGAUACAUGCGGGUAAAUUAUGCGCGUACGGUUCACAUCAUUUCUGUGUAAAAGCAGUAAUAAUUUCUCUAAAAUUAAGACAUUCAGUAUAAAAAAAAAAAUAGUGCCUGUUUGGGAGGAUAACAGUUUUAUUUGACACCCCUCGAAAACCACUGUCAACCUCAGCUUCGCGUCGGUUGACAAUGGUUUUCUCGGGGUGUCAAUUUCAACUGCUACCCUCCCAAACAGGCACUAUUUAUAUAAUAUACCCAUCAAUUUUCCUUUCUUGGUACUGUCUGUUUUUGAGUGUGAUCCGAUUUUCCGGAUCACCACACUGUGGUUUUCCGAUUCCGUAUCACCACUCUCUGAAACUGAUGAUGUAGUACACAUUAAAUAACAUCUGUAUUUAAGCGUGUUUUAAAAGAGUUCGUUUCAAAAUAGCUUUGUUAUACAAGUAAACGUCAUACAGUUGAUUUUAAAAAGGUAGUUUUGUAAUUAAAACUUCUAAAUGGACACUUUGUUUGAUCUGAUGAUCUGCGCCUGGCAACAUGACGUGAUCCAACCCUCUGGAAUAUGGGAAAAGUGAUUAAAUGUAAAAUUUUGUUAAUUCUUGGUUUACAUUACUUAUUGUGUGUUAAUAAAAUGUUUUGAUGAAUACUGUAAAAGUAUGAAUACUGUGCAAGAAAAAUUUGUGAGGGUUGGAUUUAUUUCUCGCAGCAAACCACUUUUCAAUUAUUAAUACUUGUAUAUUAUUUUUAGAUACAGUACUGAUCAGAUUCAACCUAACACCAAACCAGACCCCAAAAGCUGACCCCACGUCUGCUUUGUGUCUGCUCGGGGUCUGCUACGGAUUUACUGGGGUUUAGCUCUUGGGGUUUACACACUGAAAUGUGAAGCAGACCCAUUAUUCUCUUACAGCCUGUAAGCCUGCCCAUUGUAUAUUCCAAAUACACAUGUAGAGACAUUUGGUCAUUUUUCAGUGCCGAUUAUGCAUCUUCUGAUGAUAUUGGGGCCUGCUUUAUAUGUCUGAUCUAGCUGGGUCAGUCGGGGUCUGCUUGGGGUCAGCUCUGGGUUCACCAUAGCAGACCCAAAGAAGACCCUGAGCAGUCCCAGAAAGCAGACCCCGGGUUUGGCUGAGGCCUACUUUCUGUUAGGUUGGGUCUGAUUGAUACUGUAAUUUGCAUUUUGAUAACAAAAAUUAUUUGCUGUGAACCAGUUUAUCUUCAGUUAAGGGGGCUGGGGGGUGGCUGUCAUUUUAGACAAUAUUGAUCUCCUUAAAAAGAAGAGCUCCAUAUACAGAUAAUGGAAAAUGAUUAAAUUUUAUAUUAAAAUACAUGAAAUUUUUCUUUAUCAAGUAGUAGUUGAUAGCUUCAGAAAUCGCCUAUAAAAUUUUCAAAUAAAUCUGAUGGUUUUAUAUUAUAUUAUAUUUUGACCCCCCAGCCUCCUUAAUUGUGAAAUAGAGUUAUUGCGAAUGAAAGUUGGUUUACAUUAACUUAAUGUUUACUUUGUGAAAGAAUUUACAGUGAAGCUAGGUUUUAUGGUGCUUGUGCUCUAACUUUUGUCUUGACAUUAUUAAUUUGUUCUUCCAUGUGAUUGAAAUAUUCCUCCAAUGCAUGUACUAGUAUAACAUUUGUUUUUAUCAUAAUUGUUUUCCAAAAGAAAUAUUGAAAUCUAAAUAAACUCCAUUUCAUGAUUUCAAAGUUUAAUAGAGACCUAUGUAAAUCUUAAUCUGGAAUUUUUUCUAAAAUUAUGCACGUUCAUGUGAGGAGUUUUUCCAUUGAGAGUUUGAUUGGUUUUUCUGAAGGAGCAGUGUUUCUGUAGUUCAAUAUGAUGCAUAUAAGUAUGACAUGCACUGCUUUACAUACUUUUUCUCUUAAAUACCGGUAGUCAUUGUAAGAAUAAAGAUUUUUGAAGGACAUUCAA
Magallana angulata is the source of this 3536-nucleotide messenger RNA. Its product is annotated as sorting nexin-10-like. The coding region runs from base 107 to 901 and encodes 264 amino acids. Gene Ontology annotation, biological process: intracellular protein transport. Gene Ontology annotation, molecular function: phosphatidylinositol binding. Lineage: Eukaryota; Metazoa; Mollusca; Bivalvia; Ostreida; Ostreidae. The transcript is spliced from 6 exons. The record is from RefSeq and is a predicted model, not a curated record.